AUAAGUUGGUCCUUUAAGAAAAGUUGUGGGCUUGGAUCUCUGAGACGUUUCUUUCUUUUUUUUUUUUUUUUAAUACUUUGCCUCCUAAUUUGGGAUUUGUUUUGAAAUCUUGAGAGCUUCUCCAAAACGUUUCCUUGGUUGGGAAGGGAUUCCUAUAUCCUGACAUUUAAGAAAAAAAAAGAUGUCUGAUUCCACUGACAAUUCUCACUUGGAUGGAAUUAUAUCUGAUUUUGAAGCACUGAAGAGGUCGUUCGAGGUGGAGGAGGCCGACGCGUCGGCGCACCACUCUCCGCUCGUCCGACGGACGCACAACCUGCGCGCGCCCGCCUCCUCGCCCGCCCAGCGCCACCUGGAGCCGGGGGGGCCCCGCAACUCGGACCCGAGCGGGAGGCCCGAGGGGGCCUUCCAGCGCUCGCCCAAACCGGGGCUGCGGCGGGCGGAGCGCACGCCCGAGCCCGUCUCCCGGCGGACGGAGAUCUCCAUCGACAUCUCGUCCAAGCAGGCGGACGGCUCGCCGGGCCCCGCCGUCUCCCGCUUCGGCCUGAAGAGGCCCGAGGUGCUGGGCCACAGCAAGGCCUCCGAGCAGGCCCCCCGGCGGCCCGAGCCGAGCCUGACCCGUCCCCAGGAGGCCCCGCCCCCGCCCGUCAGGCGGCCCGAUACCGCCGUCACCUCCGCCUCCAGGAUCCCCGAACCCGCUCACAGGAAGGCGGAGCCAGCCAGCCCGGGGGGGGAGCCCCAGGCUCGCGUCGUCAGGGCCCCCGAGGCGCCGGCGCCGGCGCCGGCUCCCGCCAAGCCGCCGGUCAACAGCGUCGCCGUGACGACCGGCGUAUCCUCCGCCCACCUCGCUCACAAAGCGCCGGCCCUGGGCUCGGAGAUCCGCGUCAGGAGUCCUGACGGGUCAGAGGUCAUUCCCAGCUACACCAGCACCAUGUCUGAGCCCGCCAAGCCUUCCCCGGGCCCCCAGCCCCCCGUGCGCAGUGACAAGCUCGGCGCUGACUUCAGCUACGUGGGCAUCGAUGCCAUCCUGGAGCAGAUGAGGCGGAAGGCCAUGAAGCAAGGGUUCGAGCUCAACAUCAUGGUAGUGGGACAGAGUGGCUUGGGGAAGUCCACCCUCAUGAACACCCUCUUCAAGUCCAAGGUGAGCCGGAAGUCCGUGCUGACCCCGGAGGAGGAGCGGAUCCCCCAGACCAUCGAGAUCAAGUCCAUCAGUCACGACAUUGAGGAGAAGGGCGUGAGGAUGAAAUUGACGGUAAUCGACACUCCAGGUUUUGGGGAUCAGAUCAACAACGAAGACUGCUGGCAGCCCAUUAUGAAGUUCAUUAAUGACCAGUAUGAGCAGUACCUUCAGGAGGAGAUCAACAUCAACAGGAAGAAGAGGAUCCCAGACUCACGCGUGCACUGCUGUAUAUACUUCAUCCCCCCUACCGGCCACAGCCUGAGGCCCCUGGAUGUGGAGUUCAUGCGGCGUCUCAGUAAAGUGGUCAACAUCGUCCCCGUCAUCGCCAAGGCAGACACUUUAACUCUGGAGGAGAGGGACUUCUUCAAAAAGAAGAUCAGGGAGGAGUUGCGGACCAAUGGGAUCGAUGUUUACCCGCAGAAGGAGUUUGACGAGGACGCCGAGGACAGGACGAUCAAUGAGAAGAUCAGAGAGAUGAUCCCCUUCGCUGUGGUUGGGAGUGACCAGGAGUACCAGGUCAAUGGGAGAAGGCUUCUGGGGAGGAAAACAAAGUGGGGCACCAUAGAAGUGGAGAACAUUGCGCACUGUGAGUUUUCUUAUCUGCGGGACCUGCUUAUUAGAACCCACAUGCAGAACAUCAAGGACAUCACCAGCAGCAUCCACUACGAGGUGUACCGCGUGCGGAGGCUGAACGAGAGCAACGCGCAGGCCAACGGCGUGUCCGAGCACGACGUGUCCUCCCACGAGCUGUAGACAUUCGGCCACCUUCACCCCCCCCCCCCCCCACCUCGCCCGCCCAGUCCUGCCUGCAAUGACCACCCCCUCUUCUCUCUGUCCUGACCUUCUGGCGACCCUCACCCCCCUUCCUGCCUCCUGCCUCCCCAAAUCCUGGACCCCCGACCCGAGAGGGGACCAGCCGCACGCUCGGGUCACAUGGGCACCACCGGCCUUUUUCGGCUCCGCCUCCUCUAGUGAAGAAGGUGCCGGAGUCUACCUGUGAUCCAUUUUUUGGGUUGUGGAUAGAGCCACCAACAGCAAUAGUUUUUUUUACAUGAUGGGUUAAAACAUUUUGAUCUAAUAGCUACGUGUUGUUUAGAGUAAUACUUGCAAUAAUACCAUUCCAGUGUCUCAUUGUCUACCCUUGAAUGCUCUUCAGCGUCACUGUGACUGUACCAAGGUUCCAGGGGAACUGCGUUAGGGCGGGGCCAGGUGGUUGAAGACUGGGAAAGGGGAGGAGGUGUGGCUCUGGAUUUCGGUCACUGUGCCACUUUGAGUCAAUUUGUCAAAGGCUGCAUCGAUUUUGUUAAAAUGUGCUGCAAUAAAAUCUACUCCUUGUUUUUUCUGUACUAUCUAAUCCCGUAAAUUCAUAGUAAUAUUUUUUUAAUCCAGCUUCCUUAUCCGCACAGCAUAACUUAAACGCGUGGUGUCCGAAGUUGGAAAAGACGACUGGAUAUUUUUUUUAAAUUAAGGAGGUCUGGCUGUGGAGGUGGUGGACAGACCCUUCCGUCCCGUGGGGUGUGUGUGAUCUGAAGCUGCGGAAGUGGGGCGGGGGGGGGGGUUCGUCCCGCUUCAGCCACAGAAGUAGCGCAGCACACGGUAGAGAGAGAGAGCACGUGGUGUACAGGCAAAAGAUGAAAGUAAAAAGGAAGAAAAUGCAUAAAGAAAUAAAAUUGUCGCAGGUUACGUCGUGUUGUGUUGUGUACUGUAGUGUGUUAUGUGGUGGUAUUGGGGGGGGGUUGGGGGGGUCGCUCUCCUGUACUAAGGGGGGUCUAGGGAGUUGGGACCUCUGCACUGCCCCGUGCGGUGUGGAGGGGGGCGUUCAGUACCCCGGCCUGUAUUUUGUCUGGUUUUUGUUUGUAUGUUUUGCAGAAAGCCCGCCGAUGCCAUAACCCCUUUUAUUCGCUGUGUUUUUGCGUUGUGCCAUUCGUCCCAUCUAUAGAGUGCGUUGUUGCCAUUGUUAUACAAUUAUUAUUGUGUUUAUUUUUAUUGGAGGUGGGGGGCGGGGGUGUAAGGAAUGCACACACUGUUAAUUUCUUAUGCUCUCUGUGCCUUAUGUAAACCAAAUAAUAAGUGUUCUUUCUGUUCUAAAGAGAAACAAAUAGAGAUGUGAUUUAAAAGAAAGAAUUAAUAUUUAAGUGUGUUAAAGAUUAAAUGUAUGCCUACUCUUUCAGUGUAGUUGGUGACACCCCCGGACUACUGUACGACAGAAAGUGUUUUUCUUGCAGGGGUUCUGCAGUUUACGUACGUAAGUUUGCUGAAUUUUAAACGCGUGGCAAAGUGAAGUAUUGUGGAAAGCACGCAGUUCUGCAGUAUUGUUCCUUUUCCCCCUGGGAGUAGUGGCCUUUGUCUUGGGGUGAUUGUCUCUGUGCCCUCCCUAGUUUCUGUUCCUUUAUUUAUUGGCAGCUGUCCACUAGCACAUUGAUCGAACUGGAACAUGAGGCACGCGGUGCGAUUUUAAAAACCCCUAACGCGCGGUAUCUGAGAUGGCGGGUGCCGUAAAAAAACGCAGACGAACGCCAGCGAAGCUGAAACUUGCGCAGCUGGAGCCAGCCAAUCAGAAUGCGGGACCGCCCUCUUAAAAAAAAAAAAAAAAAAAAAAAAACCAUAAUCUCCAUUUCCCCUCCCUCCCCUAACAAGGUGAGGUCUGUCUGGAAGGGACAGAUGUUUGGCAGAUGUGUUGUCUUCCCGCUAACUGUGCAAGCCAGACCUGCUGAUGAUGAGGCUCAGUUGCUCUCUCCCCCCGUGAGGAAGGGUGAUGUGGGGGGGCGGGAGUUGGGCAGAACUAGCGAUGGGUGUCAGUGGCACAGCGGGGGGGUGAGAGGGGAGAGAGAGAGAUCAGAGGGCUGGGCAGGCACCUACCUUUUAGGGGGAGGCCCGACAAAAUGAACAGGGCUAUUUCUCUCAGGUUAAUAAAGGUCCCUAAUAAUUUGUCCAUUUACACAGGAUCAGAGAAACUGAUUGGCUUCCCACGUGGCAAAUCGGGGCGCCCCUGCGCUAUUAUUGGUUUCCUGAUUUUUUUUUUUUUUUUUUUUGUGAGUUGCACUGCAGUCAACAAAGAUUAUGAGAGAAAUGGCUCCCUUUCAGAUAAGAGGUUUACCACCGGAUAAAAUUCAUGGGGAUGAAAAAUUGAUGCUUAACAAACAGGAUGCCAGAGAAGAGUAGUAAUUACAUUUGUCUUUAAACAGAAAUAUAAAAAAUAAAAUGAAAUGGCAAUAGGAUUAUUCUUGUGUUUUGUGCUGUAUAUUCCUUGUGUCAAUCAUUUUUUUGUACUGGUAUAAAUAUUAAGAUUUAUCUUUGAUAUGCUAUUUCAAAGAAAUAAAGAUGGCAAUUUGUAACUGUUUA
Molecule: messenger RNA, 4519 nt
Organism: Anguilla anguilla (European eel)
Lineage: Eukaryota; Metazoa; Chordata; Actinopteri; Anguilliformes; Anguillidae
Gene: septin9b
Product: septin 9b
Exons: 11
Coding region: 182-1930 (582 amino acids)
Biological process (GO): cytoskeleton-dependent cytokinesis
Cellular component (GO): microtubule cytoskeleton; septin ring; cell division site
Molecular function (GO): GTPase activity; molecular adaptor activity; GTP binding
Source: RefSeq, a predicted model, not a curated record